AAAUCCAGUGCAGUAUUAAUCCACGGAGGUGCUGUGGGGACAGUUGGCAGUACAAUGGCUUCUCAGUACCUCGUAGUGGCUCUGGCCGUUUUCUCCUCUUUUACCCAGGUUGUAAUAGAAGCCAGCUCUUGGUGGUCUUUAGGGAUGAACCCCAUGAACCCCAUGAACCCUGUUCAGAUGUCAGAGGUGUACAUUAUAGGAGCCCAGCCCCUGUGCAGCCAGCUAGCAGGGCUUUCCCAAGGACAGAAGAAGCUCUGCCAGUUGUAUCAGGACCAUAUGCAGUUCAUUGGAGAGGGUGCAAAGACGGGCAUUAAGGAGUGCCAGUAUCAAUUCAGACACAGAAGAUGGAACUGCAGCACUGUGGACAACAACUCUGUUUUUGGCAGAGUCAUGCAGAUAGGCAGCCGGGAGACGGCGUUCACCUACGCGGUAAGCGCGGCCGGCGUGGUCAACGCCAUGAGCCGCGCGUGCCGGGAGGGCGAGCUGUCCUCGUGCGGCUGCAGCCGCGCCGCGCGGCCCAAGGACCUGCCCCGGGACUGGCUGUGGGGCGGCUGCGGCGACAACAUCGAGUACGGCUACCGCUUCGCCAAGGAGUUUGUGGACGCGCGCGAGCGCGAGCGCGUUUACCAGCGAGGCUCCUAUGAGAGCGCGCGCAUCAUGAUGAACCUGCACAACAACGAGGCCGGCAGAAGAACGGUGUACAACCUGGCUGACGUGGCCUGUAAGUGCCACGGCGUCUCCGGCUCGUGCAGCCUCAAGACCUGCUGGCUGCAGCUCGCCGACUUCCGCAAGGUGGGCGACGCCCUGAAGGAGAAAUACGACAGCGCCGCCGCCAUGAAGCUCAACAGCCGGGGCAAGCUGGUGCAGGUGAACAGCCGCUUCAACGCGCCCACCAUCCACGACCUGGUGUACAUCGACCCCAGCCCCGACUACUGCGUGCGCAACGAGAGCACGGGCUCCCUGGGCACCCAGGGCCGCCUGUGCAAUAAGACCUCGGAGGGCAUGGACGGCUGUGAACUCAUGUGCUGCGGCCGGGGUUACGACCAGUUCAAGACGGUGCAGCGAGAGCGCUGCCACUGCAAGUUCCACUGGUGCUGCUACGUGAAAUGCAAGUUGUGCACAGAGAUCGUGGACCAGUUUGUGUGCAAAUAGGGCACGGACGAGGUGGGAGGAGCUGCAGCCGCCUGCCAGCAAAGGGGUGCAGGCCCCUCUCCCUUUCAGCAGGACUAUCUCCACUUUAUUUAUAGAGUCCAAGGAGUUUUCGUCUUCUUUUAAGAAAAUUAAAAAUUAAAAAAAAAAAAGAAAAUAAAAAAAAGGGCGGGGAAGGAAAAGAAAAAAAGAAAGAAAAAAGGAAAAUAUAAAGGUUGCAAAGAGAAGUGCCUGGAAACCCUCUCUGCGUCCAUCCCAGAACUGUGUGAGGCUUAUAUUUUUGGCAAUAAUGGGGGAGAAUCUGAGAAUAUUUAUUUUACAAAGUUAAAAAAAAAAAAAUGACUUUUCUUACGAACAGUAGAGUAGUUUGAGGGGAAAAGCCGACAUAUCCUAAUUUAGAUCCAUGGAACGUAAUACACGUGCAGUAGACAGAGCAACCAUGUAAUGUGCUUGGGGUGUUAGAGCCAUCCUUAUGGAUGUGAAGAACACACAGAGCUGUCCAUGACUUUUAGGUUCAGACACUAGGAGUUCCUAGAGUAGGGUGUAUAAAGCUGUUCAGUGCAUGUAGGGCUCUGUAAAUAAGGGGUAUGUUCAUCACAAGGGCAAAGAGCAAAGGAUCAGAAAGGCUUCAACUGCGCUAUCCCCGAGUCACCGGGGCUGGUUCCAGAACUGAGCAAGACAGGAAAAAAAAACCCAGAAAAAAAAAAAAAUCUGCCUUGGUGAAUAAUAAAGAUAUUCUUCAAGGCAGAGCUUGGCCUCAUCAGCCCAUUGUGACGUUCGGGUGUCUCGUGUGCCGCAGCAGCGCGUCCCCGGGCCGGCUGCCCGCAGCACUGGGGCUGGGCAAUGCUCACACACAGCUUUGCUUUCCCAGCCUGCAAAGCCCAUGGAAGGGAGAGUUCCCCACAUUUGAAAAUGCCUUAAAAUGGUGUAAGAGCUGGCUGUCUUUCAAAACACAGCUUGACAAAUAACUCCUCUAAUUUUAUGUGAGAAAAUAAAUCAUUAGAUAUCCGCUCUUGGAAUGACUGAUUUUUAUUUUUUUCGCAGAUUUUGGGAACGCUUUCACUCAAGGAGACAGUAGUUUCAUAUUUUAAUAACAUUAACUGACUAUUAUAGUUCAAUGAAACGUUGCAGCAAUACCAAAUUUAUCAUCCUAUGUCUUUAAUACACAUACUUUAGAUUAUAUACUGCAGAUAUACACUAUACAACUGUUCAGACUAUACUCGAGCAGUUACUUAUAUAUGGGAGAGCUGUGGUCUCUGGUGUCUGCUACUUCAAAGCUUUUUGUACAUAUAUAUUUUAAUGAUUUAGAAAAAAAUAAAACAUCUAAAUUAAAGGGGCAGUUCAUCCCUUAUUUUCUUUUUCAGAUCUCUUCAGGUGUUUAGAUUGAUUCUAAGCUUUUGGUGGGUUUUUAUUUUUAAUUAUUAUUUUUUAAAGAACUUGUAGCAUUCAGAAGUUUUAAGGAUAAUCACAAAGAAGUAAGCCUCUUCCCAAUUUCAGGACUUCCUUGGGUGGUUGGUAGAGGCAGCACCCUGCACUUGAAUUGAUACCAGUCUGGAGAUCACUUCUAUUCCACCCUCACAUUAAGGGCAUUAUUGAUUAUUGCUGAAAGGAGACACCUUCCAACUCCAAAAUGUGCUGCAUUCGGCCCUUGCUUUUCAGUUUUUGAACAGAGAAUUGUUACUUGUCGAACAAUACGUGUUCCCCCCAUGCUGUGUAGCUACACAGGGUUUCAUCUUUGGUUCAGAUGCCACUUUCCAACUCAGUCCCAUCCUACAAGUUAAAGAAAAUGGUUUUGAAGGUACCAAGUGAAGAAAACUUUUCACUUUAGCCUAGUUGUACUAAAGCCUUGACUUUCACAAGCCUUUAAGCUGUAUCAUUAAAUUCAUCUUGAUCAUUUAUCAGCUUCUUAAUGGCGCUUUAUUGCUCUUAAUUUAUUGUACAAGGACAUAUUUACCCCUCAUCUUCAGAUGUUUGAAAAGAAUAUCUUUAAAGUAAGAGAAAUAAAUAAAGCACUAAUUCAUUGAAUAUGUCACUUUGGUUUUUAUUGUACAAAAACCAUGAUCUUUUUUUUCAUUUGCUGAAUCACCUCAUGUUCCUUUUUAGUGACUUCUGUCUGAGCAGAAUUGAAUCUCAUGAUCCUAGCUAUUAAAACCCUAUUUAAUGUAAAAUAUUUUACCUGUCAUUCAGAUAUGUAAAUCUUCUAUGUCCUUUCCUCUGUUCUGUACAUUUAAUGUACAUAUUUCUGUCUUGUGUGAUUUGUAUAUUUCACUGGUUAAAAAAAAAGAAAGGAUUAUGCCAUAAUUGAAGAUAGACUAUAAAAAUAAAACUUUGGUUGUAUAUUG
This is a messenger RNA of Zonotrichia albicollis (white-throated sparrow), 3491 nucleotides long. The record is from RefSeq and is a predicted model, not a curated record. NCBI's taxonomy places the organism in Eukaryota, Metazoa, Chordata, Aves, Passeriformes, Passerellidae.